UUCUCUCGUUUUUGUUGACGCAGAAGCAAAAGAGUGAAGAUUGAUUGCGAGAGGAAUGGAAUUUUUGGACGAAGAUGCGAAACCGAAGUUCCUGUUUCAGUCCGGUGCACCCGCGCCCACUGUAUCACAGCCUUCCGAGAAACCAACGAAACCGUUCAUCGCUGUAACCGUUGCUCUCUCUUCAAUCUUCUUCGCUCUCGCUAUCUUCGUCUUCCCAUCGGAACCUUACAGAUCGAUUCUCUUCUGGUUCGCACUAUCACUUCUCCUUGGUCCUUUCGCUCCUAGCUCAAUCACUGGCGGUGAUUUCCGCGUCGGCCGUGGUCAUGUCGUUAACUUCCCCGAUCAGGAAGCCUCAGCUGAUGAUGAUGACGUCAGGAAAAGAUCUCAGCAGCGCAGAUCUAAGCCGCGGAGAUCGGAGGAUGUUGCGUCCGUAGUUCUUCCGGCGCCGGUAGUUUCAAACGGCAGUGCUUUGAAGAAUCGAAAUGGAAACGGUGCUUCAUUGACGGCGGCGGUGGUGGAGGAGGAGAAGGAAUGGAACGAGGACGACAUUGAGAUUCUGAAGAAGCAAAUUGUGAAACAUCCGGUGGGGAAACCAGGACGAUGGGAGGUGAUAGCGGAGGCAUUCGGAGGGCGGCACAAAGCAGAGAGCGUGGUGAAGAAGGUGAAGGAGUUAGGGGAGAAGAAGGUUGAUGAUUCGGAUUCGUAUGAGCAGUUUCUGAAGAAGAGAAAAGCGUUGGAUAAGAGACUUGUUGAAGAAGGAGGAGAAUUAGCAACGGUUGAGAAAGUUGAGAGUGUUUGGAGUUCAAAUGAGGACAUUGCUUUGUUGAAUGCUCUGAAAGCAUUUCCGAAAGAUGUUGCAAUGAGAUGGGAGAAAGUUGCUGCUGCUGUUCCCGGAAAAUCGAAAGCUGCUUGUAUGAAAAGAAUGGCUGAAUUGAAGAAAGGGUUUCGGAAUGCAAAAUCUGGAUCCGAAGUUUAGAUUCAAAAUUCUCAAGAUCUGUUAUCUUGGUAUAUGGAUUAAUACUUGUAACUCAUGCGUUUUUUUUUGUUGUAUUCUAGAUAUUUGAGUUAUGAAUUGUAUCGGAAAAUUGUUUGGAUGAGUCAUGAGUCAUUCUUUGCUUGUUCAUCAAGUUACUAUGUGAAAUCUAACUUCAUUGAAUAAAUAGAAUGAACAAGAUGUAUUCAAAGUUA
Molecule: messenger RNA, 1188 nt
Organism: Lathyrus oleraceus (garden pea)
Lineage: Eukaryota; Viridiplantae; Streptophyta; Magnoliopsida; Fabales; Fabaceae
Product: transcription factor MAMYB
Exons: 1
Coding region: 56-976 (306 amino acids)
Biological process (GO): regulation of translational fidelity; 'de novo' cotranslational protein folding
Cellular component (GO): cytosol
Molecular function (GO): Hsp70 protein binding; ribosome binding
Source: RefSeq, a predicted model, not a curated record